Molecule: messenger RNA, 5633 nt
Organism: Capsaspora owczarzaki ATCC 30864
Lineage: Eukaryota; Filasterea; Ministeriida; Capsasporidae
Exons: 5
Coding region: 27-5420 (1797 amino acids)
Biological process (GO): Ras protein signal transduction; positive regulation of GTPase activity
Cellular component (GO): plasma membrane
Molecular function (GO): guanyl-nucleotide exchange factor activity
Source: RefSeq, a predicted model, not a curated record
AUUUUUUAUUUUUAUUUCUUGUUCCAAUGUCUGCGGCAGUUGAAUCGACGACGCCCGACUCUGAACCCGCGAUGACGGACGCUGCUGCCCCAGAAGUCGAGCAAAUGGCUGCUGCUGCUGCUGAGCUCGAGCAAGUGGCUGCUGCUGAACUCGAGGCUGGCGGGACGGACGGGGAUCAGCAGGCACUGGAGCAAGAGCAGCAGAGUCGGCUGGUCGAGCUGCUGCGGCGCCAUCCCCUGCCACUCGUGCGGCUGCUGGAUCAGCUGGACGGCGUCACAAGGCAGCUGCAGCAGCUGUGCGCAGCGGCGUUGGCGGAAGUGGAGUCCAUUUCAAACCUCAGACAGCUGCUUCAGCGACCGGACGGGUUGUCGGCGCUCGCGUCGCAGCAGCAACAGCAGCAGCAGCAGCAGCAGCAGCAGCAAGACCCACGCCGGUCAGAGCAGGCGCACGAGCACCACCAGACUGCCGCGGCGGCGGACAUUCCAAACCAGAUUGCGGCGGCGGUCGCGGCAGCCAUCGAGACGAGCGCACUGAUGGCCAAUCUCGGCUUGCCGCUCGUGGGCGACCAAGUUCUUCAGAACGAUCGCGAGUUCAUCCAGCAGCAGCAGGCGCAUCGUUCCAUGGACAGUCUCACCUCUUCGUUGGUCGAGGUGCGGCGCUCCAAUGUGCCCGACCAGGACCAGCAAUCGUUCGAUAUUCAGUCAUCCGCCUCGUCGGUCUGCGCAUUGGCGACGCAGGUGGUGCUCGGAGCUACGGGGAAUGCCACAUCGUCCGAAACGGGCUUGGCGACGUACGCAAGCACGGUGCUGCAGUUGCAGCUCGCAUCCAGCUCGCUCUUUGUAGCCAUGGAGCGAGCCGUGUGCUUGUUCUUGAACGUCGAUGAGGUGCCUCGCGCCGUCGACGCGCAUGGGCAAAUCAUUAUUCCGCCCAAACGCCAGCGCGCGCCGGCAAACCCAACGUCCGCUCCGAGGGAGGCCAGCACUCAUGGUCCGCUCGGCUUCCAGCACAAUGCCUUCGGGAGGGAGCAGCAAGACCGCUGGACGUCGGGCUUGAGUCUCGCGCUCGAGCAAAAGCGCAAAACCAUCUAUGUCGCCCUGUCGGAAACCAAAACCUUCUUCAAUGCCAAUCGCAUCAAGAGCAUGAUUCGAACAAGCGUCGUGCCGAAAGCACUUUCCAAGCUUGUCAGCUCGGAUGCGCAGUCAGAGGGGGCGGCGGCGGCUCCCACAUCCACCGUCAGCCCUUCCGCAGUUUCCAUCUCGGCUCCGCGACCCGUUUCCUCCGGCCCUUCUGCCGAACCGCCCGCCCAGCCAGUUUCGACACCAAACCCUCCGCCUCGUAAGCGUGCCGUAGCUCUUGCAACCAAGCCGCAAGAUCGGACGGCCAAGGCAGCAGCCAUCACCAACAAUGCCGCGAAUGGUUCCGUCCAAGAGGCACUCGCAGAACCCGCCUCUGUUUCUGCCCCGUCUGUCACCGCGACAACAGGAGGGGAGGACACGCCCAUGCUGCCGUCCGUGUCCGGCUUUGUUGACUUUGUGAGCUCUCUGAUGCCAGCGUCGACAUUGUCGCCUUCCUCCGCCAAACCCACCGGUGUCGUAUCAACGCCCCACGAUACAAACAAGCCAGCUCAGACACCCCCAUCUGCACAAACAGCACUCAAACCUCCACCGUCAAAGCAGCCGCCUCCCACACCGCCCGUCCCUGUGCCUCGUGUGUUUGCAAGCAAGCAAAUGGCUGCGGUUCCAACCAACGUGCUCAGCAGGCGCAUGCGUAAUCCCUUUGCUUUGCUGCCGCACAGCGACUAUCUCAAGUUUACGCUCACCGAUGUUAUUCCCAAUGCUUUGGGAGUCGUGUCUGAGCAAGCUUCCCGACGCGGCUUUCGGAAGGGCGCCGAGCCUCAGUCCAAGGACCACAUUUAUUGUCUGCUUGUGAGCAGCAACAUGGCCAUGCAUACUCCCCCUGACGGGACGGUGGAGUGGACUCCGACCUACAUGACGAAUGCAGCAGGGACGCGCUACAUUUCGCAACGUCCGGCUGUCCAGUUUGUCGUUCAUCGGCGAUUUGAGCAUUUUUGCGAACUGUGUGAUGCACUGUCCGCUGUAGUCCCAGGGUACCUUCCAACCUCAGCCGAGCUGCGCGCUCCGUUUCAUUCCCAACUGCACGCGAUCGCUGUGAACAAUGCAUCUGCAACCCCGAGCACUCUGACUUCUCUCCCCAUUUCUGGAUCCACAACAAGCUUUAGCGCUCCAAUCGCCAGCACCAAUGCCGGUGGAGUGGCUAGUCUAGUCAAUCCCUUGCUACUUGCAACUUCUCAGCCCACCCCUCUUGCUGCCGGUGCUGGUGCUGGUGCUGGUGGUGGUGCGGACGCUCUGCGCGGCUCGUUUUCGUCCUUUACAUCGUUUGUCGGGGCCCUCACUGGCCACACUGCCGCUACUACCCAGCCAGGGGCGGCGGGCCAUCAAAGUCUUGGUCUGUACGGUGGUGCGCCUGAGGACGUUCGUGCGUUAUGGAUUCAACGCAUGCUGCGUUUGAUUGCCAAACACCCGCUGCUCAAGCGCAGUCGCCCCCUUGCCGAAUUCCUGGCCCAUGGCCGGCUUUCUACCCUGUCUGCGACUUCCGCCUCUCGUGAUGGGCGAGCCAACCUCCGGCUGUGCGAUGUGGAUUUGAACGACGAUGCAAUCAAUAUUUUCACACCAGACUCGUAUCCGGACGACUGGGCGUUGGAUUCUCCGGCCUUGUCCAGCUUGUCACCGGCGGCACUGAUGCUGCUCGUCAACCCCAGUGCUACUGCUGCCGCGCCCCAAAGUCCUGCUGUCUCGGCAACGGUUGCAAGCCCCGUUUCUCCAACCCAGUCUGUGCCUGCCAACGUGGGCUGGUUGUCGCAGACGCUGCCGGUUUUGUCCGCAACGUCCUUACGCACGACAAAUGCAGCGGCUAGGCCCCUGUCGCCUCCUCCGGUUGCUGCUUCUCCUACUCUACCAGCGCCAUCUGCCACGGCACCAGCAGUUUCUGUUGCUCCUUCUUCAACCACCCAUGCCGCUACGCCUGCUUCGCUUCCCGCAGGCGGCAGCCCAGCGCUCUCUCGCAUCGCUGCCCUACGCCCAGCUCUAUUUGGCGGACGCUCUGGGUCCGUGGACGAAGGGUCUGCUGGCGAUUCUGCGCCGCUCAUCACUUACUUCACGCCGCAGUUGUACUCUGCCGAGGAUGUCGAGCACCUGCCGAUUGCUUGCAACGAGCUCUUUACUGCCAUCGACUCGUCUCAAACUCCGCAAAACGUGACCGCCCCCAUUCCGGACGAACCAACUGCAACUGCGUCGAAUGCAGCUGCUGACGACAAACCAACUGCAGCACACACAGACGCAGUUGCUCAUGACAAAGCGACGGCUGCAGUGACGCCAGAACCCGCAUCCGCCAGCGUUCCGGUUUCCGAUAUUUCCACCACGGAAACGGCUGCAACACAUGCUGGCGCCUCGACGACAACUUUCGCGCACGCUUCGUUCCAACCAACGAAUGCAAGCGGCUCCCCGGCUCCGAACAGCAGUCUUGCCACCCCUUCGGCGACCGCAGUCGCGAGCAGUGCAGUCACCGUCCCGGCACCGUUCUCCAACGUGAGCAUUUCCGCGACCGACGAAAAGCGCAUUGUCACGUUCAACCGGCUGGACUUGGUGCCCGGCGGCUCGACGAACAGCAUCAUCAAUGUUCCCGUCCUGUCGCUCGUGUCAAACGACGACCGUUAUCGCGUCAUGGCUGGCUCGGUCGAUCAGCUGCUCCAACUCUUGGGAAGCGUGGCGGAGGUCUCGGACGAGUAUCUUGCUUGUCUCGCGCUCACCUUCCGUGGGUUUGUCAAGCCCAUGGAUGUGUUGAUGAAGCUGUUCCAGCUGUACAACAUUCAGGUUCUUGCAGACAGCAGCGGGCCGCUCUCCUCGCCUGACGACACAGUCGUCGAUACUUUUGCGAUUCGAGCGCGCCUUCUUCGAUUCGUGCAGUGCUGGAUUGAUUACUACGUGGUCGAUUUCGAGGCGGACGAUGUGGACUCUGUCAUGGACGACUUUUUGCUUUUCGCCGGCCGGUCCUCUCGCGACCAUCUUGCCAUCGUUGCGGAAACGCGCCAGCUGCUGGAUGCUCGGCGAGCUGAAUUUGCCGCGCCAUUUAUCGCGCGCGCGGCCAGUCAGCGUCCAGCCGCCGUUACUGCUGCUGCUGCUGCUGCUACUACUACUACGACUGCUACUGCUACUGCUGCUGUUACUGCGACUGCUACUGCUACUGCUACCGCUCCUGCUCCUUCUGUUGCAGAACCUUUGCCCCUCUCCAACCAAACUACCUCCGACGCGGCGACACUCGCUACUCCAGAAUCUGCAGUCACGGAUACUCUGGGCCUGUGCGUUGUUCAGAUUCAUCGUUUGUCAACCAUGCUCGAGUGUGUUCGACAGGGACGGGAGGAACUUCCUUCUGACGUGGGCGGUUCGGGCUUGGUUCUCUCUGGGGACGAAGAUGAGGAUGGACCUGGUGGCGACGAAGAGCCCGCCCUCGUUGCGCCUGUGGACAACAGUGUCAUCACAGCACCCUCGGUCGCGCCAUCCGUCAUUCCAGCUGCACCAGCUUCGGUCGUGGUUCCUCCACCGCCACGUCGCAAGCGCGAAGCCCCCAAUCUCAUUGACACUCCCGCGCUCGCAUUGGCAGAGCAGCUCACCCGCAUUGAAAGCGACCUGUUUGCUGCCAUUCAUCCGGAAGAGUACAUUCUCCAGCUCUUUGGAAGCAAAGGCUACAGCGAAGAGACGUUUGCAGCGAUUACGAGCGGGCUCACUGCUUUUGUUGAUCGGUUCAAUCAAGUCAGCUAUUGGGUGGCUACAACCAUCUGCCUGCAGCCGCAGCUCCAUCUCCGCGUCUCCAUUGUCGAAAAGUUUGUUGAAGUAGCCAAGUAUUGCCGGAUGCUGCGAAAUUUCAACACUCUCAUGGCCAUCAUCUCUGGCCUCAAUGUGGCAGCCGUCCAGCGGUUGCACAAGACGUGGGAAGGACUUGCCCCGCGCUCAACCACAAUUCUCCACGAGCUGGAGAAUACCAUGAACCCUGCCAUGAACUAUGCCACGUACCGCGAACUAAUUGCGCAUGCGCGUAACUCUCCUUGCAUUCCAUUCUUUGGUUUGCAUCUCAAGGACUUGACGUUCAUCAACGAUGGCAACUCUACCAAGCUCGACGGCGGGUUUAUCAAUUUCGACAAAAUGUGGCAGCUGUACGACGCCAUCCAAGAUCUGCAGCCCGGUGUUCGGCUCGCGUAUCGUAUUCCGCUGAAGCGAGGCAUCAACAACUUUUGCCGGAACAUUACCGCCAUUGGAGAGAAUGCGCUCUACAAGUAUUCGCUUCUCUGCGAGCCCCGCGCCAACACGGACAAGGUUCGCCUGAUUGAAAAGUGGUCGAGCUCGUAGAGCGUGGUACUCCCGUUCAGCCUUUAUUUCUGGGUUUCUUCUUUGGUGCGUGCCUCCGGUUGACACUUCUGGAUUGGCGCCACCACUCGCAUAUCAGGGGCUCUGUUAUAUUUAGUGUAUUUGAGUGACUUUGUUGUUGUUCUUGUUGUUUGGUUGUUGUUGUUGUUCGAUUUUGUAUUGUUAUUUUUGUUCAAUUUGACACACUCAUCCUCA